UGGAGUGGCGAUGGGGGCGGGACCAGGAAGUGAAUAGUCAAGCUAGCAGCGGAUAAUGAGUAGCUGAUCCAUUCAUUUGACAGGGCAUGAUGGGCAGGCAGAGGAAGAGGGUGGGGGCAGGGGAAGCUGCACCCCUUCUGCGGAAAGACGAGAAGCCCAUUGGCUUGCACUUCAAGGAAAAGAAGAAGAAAGUGGACAUUGGCAAAGUGUUUAUCAAUAUCUCAAUCGGCCUUUGCAUUUUCAGCCUGGUUUGGUUUUUCUAUGCCCUGUACAUGCGGUCCAGCCUGGCUAAACGUGUGGCUACGCUGCACCCUUCGCCGCGAGUCCUCGAUGACAACAGCACCAGCGCCGAGGUUUCCCCAGAGAGGUUCUGGGGAUCCUACAGGCCUCAGGUCUACUUUGGGAUGAAAACCAGAAGUCCUAAAUCCAUCGUUACAGGCCUGAUGUGGAUGCGGCAGUUCUCCAGCAUGGACGUGAACCUCAGGCACACCUGUGAGCAGGGGGACGGCCUGCAGGGCUACGGCUGGCUGAUGCACGACGGCCUCAGCUUCGGCGUCCAGGAGGUCCGCGAUAAGGACUUCACCCUGACCACCGAGUUUGUCAAGCGGAGGGGCGGCGACCACGGUGGCGACUGGACAUGGAGGAUCACGGCCAAACAGCACAGUUCAUCCCGCCAAGCGCCCGUCAUCUCGCUCAUGUUUUACGCAGCAGCCGAUACGCAGGGCUCUCUGGAGGCUCACGUGGAGGAGAAGAAAGGCCUGGGAUCCAUCACCGGCUUCUCUGAGGAGCUCGGACACUUCAAGAUCACCUUCCGCAAGCCCGUCACUGGGGAGCUGUCCAACGUCAAAUACGCCUGCUACAACAACCUUCAGACUGUUACUCCAGGCCUGGAGCGGCUGACGGACAUUGUUAAGAACAGCCUCUCUCGGAGGUUUGUCUACAGCCCCCCCUCUGGUGAAAAGAGGCAUUACAUUGCGGUUGACAGCUACAAGCCUCCACACCAGCAGCCCCAGCAGAAUCCUGACGACCCCAGGAAGAAGAGCGACUUCCUGGUCCACCAGGUAACCGUAGAGACCCCGUUCCAGAUCGAGGUUCUGUUUGAAUCGGCCAGCUUCCACAGUAGACCCAACCAGCUGGUCGGGGUCACCAUGACGGAGGAGCUGGAGAGGAGGAAAGCUGAGUUUGACGCCAGGUUCGAGAGGACCUUUGGCCUGGAGCAAAAGGGCUUCAGCCAGGCUCAGGUCAGGUUCAGCAAGGCAGCCCUCAGCAACAUGCUGGGCGGAAUGGGCUACUUCUAUGGCCAGUCGGUGGUGCAGUCUGCCUACAACGAGUACCCGCUCUUGUAUCCCGAGGGCGCGCUGUUCACCGCCGUUCCCUCGCGCUCUUUCUUCCCUCGGGGGUUCCUUUGGGACGAGGGCUUCCACCAGCUGCUGCUCAGCAAAUGGGACCCUCAGGUGACGCGGGAGGCGACCGCUCAUUGGCUAGACCUCAUCAACGUGGAGGGUUGGAUCCCUCGCGAGCAGAUCCUCGGCGACGAGGCACGCAGCAAGGUCCCGGGUGAGUUUGUGGUGCAGCGGAACGAGAACGCCAACCCGCCCACCCUCUUCCUGGCGCUGCAGGAGCUCAUCGAGCAGCAUUCUUCCGACCCGGACACUCCGACAUCGCUGCCCACGUUGGCGUUCCUACGGCGGCUCUUCCCAAGACUGAAGACCUGGUUUGAAUGGUACAACACCACACAGACCGGACCCGUGCCCAAUUCCUACCGCUGGCGGGGCCGGGACAAGGACACCAACCUCUUCUUGAACCCGAAGACCUUGACCUCCGGUCUGGACGACUACCCAAGGGCCUCCCACCCGUCCGGGGAAGAGCGGCACGUGGACCUGCACUGCUGGAUGGCCCUGGCCUCGGGCAUCAUGGCUAGCAUCGCGCGGCUCCUCGGAGAGCCCCACGUCGACUACGAACAGACACACCAGGUGCUCAGUGACAACGGCCUGCUGAGCGAGCUCCACUGGUCGGACCAGCUCGGGGCGUUCAGCGACUACGGGAACCACACGCAGGCCGUGUCCUUGCAGCAGGAGAAGGUGUACGUGCCGCCCGGACAGCCACGGCACCACUACGCCGCCGCCCGCCUCGUGCGCUCAGUGCGGCGCGCGCCCAAGCUGCAGCACGUGAACGCCCUGGGCUACGUCAGCCUCUUCCCGUUUCUGCUGCACAUCCUGCACGCCGACUCUCCCAAGCUGGAGCACAUACUCCGAGACAUGAGGGACCCCGACAAGCUGUGGACGCCCUACGGCCUCCGCUCGCUCUCCAGGACGGACCCCAUGUACAUGAAGCGGAACACGGAGCACGACGCCCCCUACUGGAGGGGACCUAUCUGGAUCAACAUAAAUUAUUUGGCUGUCAGAGCCCUGAACCACUACAGCAGUGCGGAGGGUCCCUACCAGGAGAAGGCAACGGCCCUUUAUAAUGAACUCAGGACUAACAUCGUCAACAACGUUUACAGGCAGUACGUUGAGACAGGGUAUAUAUGGGAGCAGUACAAUGACAACACUGGCCGAGGCCAAGGAAGCCAUCCAUUCACUGGCUGGUCAGCCUUGACUGUUUUAAUGAUGGCAGAACAGUACUAAUGCUAAAGACUCUUUCUAAAGGUCUUAAAGAAAUUGGCCCUCAUCCGUUGCUCAUGUGAUGCUCAAGCAGGCAUUAUGUAUUAUUGAAACUGUUUUCUACCAAAAUAUCUAUUUCCAGAAUAGGUGUUAAUAAGGUGGUUUAGAAAGAACCCUGUUACUUUAUCACAUUUUGUUGUUCGUAGUCAUGCCGUGUGUUUGCUAUGUGUGGAGCCAUUGGACAGAUAAAUGCCAUGCUUUGUGUUCCUCAUCAGCUUCAGGCAUGUGCACCACUGGCUAUCCAUAAAAAUACAUUUAAAAGAAUACUGUAUUUAGAUAUGCAGUAUUGGACUGACAUUUGGAAAUUGCACAUUUUUUGUAUGCGUUUCCUAAUCAACUGGAAACUACUUAAAACGAUGAGUGCCUGAGCAACUAGGAUAACAGGUGUUUUUGAUAAAGCUGAUGAAUGAGGGCCAUUGUCUUCAAUAGUGCCAACAAUUAUUUCGGUCAAGAUUCUCCAGUUGUCUUAAUGUUUUAAUGAUAGUGAAGAAUUCAAAGAGUGGAACGUGUCUGUGAUGACCUCAUCAGCAUUACUUCUGGGAGGGUUGGGGUUACAAUAAAAAAAUCCUGACUUGAAAUAUGUUUUAUUGAGAAACAAUAAAUCAUAUCUUCAAAUGUU
Molecule: messenger RNA, 3282 nt
Organism: Gadus morhua (Atlantic cod)
Lineage: Eukaryota; Metazoa; Chordata; Actinopteri; Gadiformes; Gadidae
Gene: mogs
Product: mannosyl-oligosaccharide glucosidase
Exons: 5
Coding region: 87-2627 (846 amino acids)
Biological process (GO): oligosaccharide metabolic process; protein N-linked glycosylation
Cellular component (GO): endoplasmic reticulum membrane
Molecular function (GO): Glc3Man9GlcNAc2 oligosaccharide glucosidase activity
Source: RefSeq, a predicted model, not a curated record